Messenger RNA from Symphalangus syndactylus (siamang), 1204 nucleotides. It is a transcript of the gene TRIM73, whose product is annotated as tripartite motif containing 73. Gene Ontology annotation, molecular function: zinc ion binding. Lineage: Eukaryota; Metazoa; Chordata; Mammalia; Primates; Hylobatidae. The record is from RefSeq and is a predicted model, not a curated record.
AGGGAGGGGAGGGGACAGGACUGAGGUCGGAUGCCUGUGUUUCAGCCCAGGCAGUGAGUGUAGAUGGCUUGGCAGGUGAGCCUGCCGGUGGAGGACCGGCUUCAGUGUCCCAUCUGCCUGGAGGUCUUCAAGGAGCCCCUGAUGCUACAGUGCGGCCACUCCUACUGCAAGGGCUGCCUGGUCUCCCUGUCCUGCCACCUGGACGCCGAGCUGCGCUGCCCCGUGUGCCGGCAGGCGGUGGACGGCAGCAGCUCCCCGCCCAACGUCUCCCUGGCCCGGGUGAUCGAAGCCCUGAGGCUCCCUGGGGACCCGGAGCCCAAGGUCUGCGUGCACCACCGGAACCCGCUCAGCCUCUUCUGCGAGAAGGACCAGGAGCUCAUCUGUGGCCUCUGCGGUCUGCUGGGCUCCCACCAACACCACCCGGUCACGCCCGUCUCCACCGUCUACAGCCGCAUGAAGGAGGAGCUCGCAGCCCUCAUCUCUGAGCUGAAGCAGGAGCAGAAGAAGGUGGAUGAGCUCAUCGCCAAACUGGUGAACAACCGGACCCAAAUCGUCAAUGAGUCGGAUGUUUUCAGCUGGGUGAUCCGCCGCGAGUUCCAGGAGCUGCACCACCUGGUGGACGAGGAGAAGGCCCGCUGCCUGGAGGGGAUAGGGGGUCACACCCGUGGCCUGGUGGCCUCCCUGGUCAUGCAGCUGGAGCAGGCCCAGGGAACCCGAGAGCGGCUGGUCCGAGCCGAGUGUGUGCUGGAACAGUUCGGCAAUGAGGACCACCACGAGUUCAUCCGGAAGUUCCACUCCAUGGCCUCCAGGUAAUAACCUUGGAGAGAGCUCAGCCAGGGUCUGCUGGCUGCGGGCAUGGGCCUCUCAGCUCCACUGGUUCCUCCAUUCGGCUUAACCAGCGCCUCCCAAGCAGCUGCCCACAGCUGGCUCUAUAACUGAGCCUGGGGAAAACAGAGGAAAGUCACGUCCCUGCCUUCAAGGGUCUCGUAGACGGGUGGGGAGGCAGAUGGUGAACUGUGGGUACCUAGAACAGCAGAAGUUCACUCAAGCUACAGAAAUACUAGAGGAGGGUAGCUCGUGCUUGCAAUGCCAGUACGUUGGGAGGCCAAGGCAGGAGGAUUGCUGGAGGCCAGGAGUUCGAGACCAGCCUGGCCAAUGUAGUAACACCCCCGUCUCUACAAAAAAUACAAAAAUAAAAAAAUUA